CUAAAGACUAUACGCAGCCUUCAAACCUAACUCAUCGCAAUGGGUGCCACUACCAAUGUCCUCAUCUCUGGCGCCAGUCGAGGUAUCGGCAAAGGGUUCCUCGAGCACUACCUCCGCCGACCACAGCACACUGUCAUCGCUGCUCUGCGUGACAUUACCAGCCCCAACGCCAAAGCACUCCUUGAACUACCAGCCGGCAAGGGCAGUAGAGUCAUCCUCGUCCAGAUCGAAGCCACCUCCACAACCGAUUCCUUCGACGCCGCAAACGAGCUCGAGGGCCCAGGCAUUACUAAGCUAGACGUCAUCAUCGCCAACGCCCGCAUUGUCGGCGACCAGGGCGUCGCGCUUCUCUUCAUGGGCCUGAAGUCUCUUCUAGAGAGGGCCGAGAACCCGAAGUGGAUGGCAAUGAGCUCGGCCGUUGCUUCAAUUGAGGACUAUCAGAAGUAUAUGUUCUUCAAGAUGUUCCCAUAUAAUGCUUCCAAGGCGGCUUUGAACCAUUUCACAAAGACAAUUCACGCGGAGUAUGAGAACAUUAUUGCGUUUGCUGUCUCUCCUGGCUUUGUCGAGACGGAGAUGGGAAAGAAUGCAGUCAAGGCUUACAGGAUGGAAAACCCUCCAUUCUCAGAUCUUGAUGAAGUGGCGAAGAAAAUUAUUGAACGGAUCGACACGGCCACCAGGGACAAUUACUCUGGACGUUUCGUCCACGCGGAUGGAACUCCGAUUCCGUGGUAA
Fusarium verticillioides 7600 is the source of this 732-nucleotide messenger RNA. RefSeq lists its product as hypothetical. The coding region runs from base 40 to 732 and encodes 230 amino acids. The transcript is spliced from 5 exons. The record is from RefSeq and is a predicted model, not a curated record. NCBI's taxonomy places the organism in Eukaryota, Fungi, Ascomycota, Sordariomycetes, Hypocreales, Nectriaceae.